CCAACGGCCACCGGAGGAAAUGCUAAAGAAAAUGUCGUCCCCACAACACGUCGCUGCAGAAGACUAUUAUAUAUCCCGAUUGUCCAUCCGUCAGCUUCCCUUUCGUCACUGAAGAUAUCUCCUCCCAUGAAAGCUGCUUCCUCUUGCUCGAUCCUUCAGGGCCUCUCCCAUUCCAUUUCCGGCCCAUUCAAUGGCAGCCUGAGCUCCCCCAGAGUCAGACCACCCUUCUUCUGUCACGGAACUUCAACUCCCAAGCGGCAAGGGAACCUUCUCGUCUUCCUCGAUUCAUCUUCCUCUGCCCUCCCAUUCCAUGCCACUCACCCCUCCAAGGGUUCGGUCUCUCGGCCCGCUCGGCUGAUUACCGCCUUCAGCUCGCUCUCGACCGAGCUGGAGCCCGAGGAGCUCGCAGUUCUUCUGGAAGUCGAAGGGGUUCUUGUGGAUGCUUACCGGGUGGGUAAUCGUCGAGCAUUCAAUAAAGCAUUUCAAAAGCUCGGGCUCGACUGUGCUAAUUGGACCGAACCCAUCUAUCUAGAUCUCGUAAGGAAGAGCGGUGGCAAUGAGGAAAGGAUGCUGAUUCUGUAUUUUAAUCGUAUUGGGUGGCCCACUUCAUUGCCAACCAGUGAGAAAAAUGCAUUUGUCAAAAGUGUCUUGCAGGAGAAGAAAAAUGCAUUGGAUGAACUCAUGAUGUCAAAAGACAUACCUUUGCGACCUGGGGUGGAAGAAUUUAUUGAUAAUGCCUGCAAUGAAGGAAUACCCGUGGUCAUUCUGACUUCCUACGGUAGAAGCGGAGAGAAAGUUGCCAGAGCUGUCGUAGAAAUGCUUGGCCACGAUAGGAUAUCUAAAAUUAAGAUUGUUGGCACUUCUGAGAUUGAGCAGAGUCUCUAUGGUCAACUUGUACUUGGCGGCAGAUUGCCAUCAGGGGUGGAUGAGGAACUGGUUAAGGAAGUGAGAAAAGCAGCUUCUGCAGAAAAACAAAGAAUAGCGGAGGAGGUCGCAUCCAUGCUAAAAUUGAGCGUUGAGCUUGAUACGAUCUCAUCUGAAAGCUUACAGAAUAUUGUGGCUGCAUUGCGUGCUGGGGCGGAAUUUUCUGAGGUUCCAUUGUAUCGUUGUGUGCUUGUUGCUGGAAGUCAAUCAGGUGUUUCAGGAGCUCAGCAGAUUGGAAUGGCUUGUGUCGUUCUUCGUAGCAGUUCUCGGGCAGAAUUCCCAUCAGCAAAGGCGACAGUGGAUGGGUUCGGAAGUCCAGAUCUCACCAUCUCUAGACUCAGGCGCAUAUUGUGAUGUAUCGGUGCCAGCGUCAGAUGCUGCAGUGACCAUGAUUCCAAGCAAACAAUUGGAAGAAGAGAUGAAUUGCCAUUGUAAAAGCGAGGCAGCCCCUUGCCCCUAUUUUUCCGCACCCGUCAAUUUUGUUGGUAUUAAAUGAAGGGGCAAAGGUUGCGUGUCUGUUCAUAUUGUAUCAUGAUGCUGCACAGAAGUAUCUUUCUUGUACUCAAUAAAUCCAUUACCAUGUGACAUGAGAAAAAGAGUGGGUACACAUCCCCUUGAGUCCUACCAAUCGGAUGUAUCGACAUUCGUUUCUUGGUUAGGCAGCAUUUUUUGGUUGAGUAUGUAACGUGGAACCUAUUCUAGUUGUGUCUGGAUAUUAUUGUAAGCAACCGGAAAUGUUGGUAAAGAAGUAGACAGAACAAGCGAUACAUGCGUUAAACAUAA
This is a messenger RNA of Punica granatum (pomegranate), 1707 nucleotides long. NCBI's taxonomy places the organism in Eukaryota, Viridiplantae, Streptophyta, Magnoliopsida, Myrtales, Lythraceae. The record is from RefSeq and is a predicted model, not a curated record.